CCUACAUUUCUGUAGACACUCUUAUCCAGAGAUACUUACAGGAGCAGUUAGGGUUAAUUAAGUGCCUUGCUGAAGGGCAUAGAGACAGAUUGUUCACCUAGUCGACUCAGGGAUUCAAACCAGCGACUUUUCAGUUUCUGGGCCAACGCUCUUAACCGCUAGGCUACCUACUUCUGUUCCUGUCUGCUUUUUAAAGAGUAACACCAAUCAGGUGCUUUUAUGCAGGUUUAGGUUCAAGUUGAACAUCAUUGUAAUAGUUAAACAUUGAGAGCUAUUGCCUAGAUGGUGCUAUGUACUGCUCAACUUACUGAGAGGACCGUGACAAACCCACUGCCAACCAGUCUGUUCCAGAGGCCUGAGAGACACCAAGUCCUUCAGCCAGCCGUGACAGAACUUCCCACCACCAAUGGACCAAGCAGCAUGGUAAGGUGGACUUCUGGACAUGGGAGGACGUUCUGGACGGCAAGGGAGUCUACACAUGGGAGGAGAUCCUGGCGGGAAGGGAUCUCCUUCCAUGGGAACUGGUGGAGGCAGCUAGGAGAGCAGAAGCAGCCGGAGAGAGGAACCAGCGGUGCUCCCGUCUGUCCGGAGCUGCCAGAGCCGCCCGCCUGUCCGGAGCUGCCAGAGCCGCCCGCCUGUCCGGAGCUGCCAGAGCCGACCGCCUGUCCGGAGCUGCCAGAGCCGCAGCCCCUCAGUCCAGAGGCGCCCCUCAGUCCAGUGACGCCCUCUACGAGGGUCUUCAGUCCGGGGCCCGCUGCGAGGGUGGGCCAAUACUGAGGUGGAGCGGGGUCCACGUCCCGUACCCGAGCCGCCGCCGUAAGAAGGCCCACCCGGACCCUCCCCUUUAGAGUCAGGUUUUGCGGCCGGAGGAGGGUACUGUCACGCCCUGGCCAUAGAGAGGCUUUUUAUUCCCUAUUUUGGUUAGGCCAGGGUGUGACUAGGGUGGGCAUUCUAUGUCCUUUUUUCUAUGUUUAGUAUUUCUAUGUCUUGGCCUGGUAUGGUUCUCAAUCAGGGACAGCUGUCUAUCGUUGUCUCUGAUUGAGAACCACACUUAGGUACCCUAUUCCCCCACCUGUUUUGUGGGAAGUUAACUUUGUAGUUGUUCAGAGCACAUAGCCCAAAGCUUCACGGUUGUUUUUUUGUUCUUCGUUUUGUCGUCGUCAUUUUUUAAAUAAAGUUCAAAUGUAUGCUUA
Oncorhynchus nerka (sockeye salmon) is the source of this 1193-nucleotide messenger RNA. RefSeq lists its product as uncharacterized. The coding region runs from base 283 to 777 and encodes 164 amino acids. Lineage: Eukaryota; Metazoa; Chordata; Actinopteri; Salmoniformes; Salmonidae. The transcript has 3 exons. The record is from RefSeq and is a predicted model, not a curated record.